Messenger RNA from Centropristis striata (black sea bass), 1021 nucleotides. RefSeq names its product oleoyl-ACP hydrolase (gene olah). Lineage: Eukaryota; Metazoa; Chordata; Actinopteri; Perciformes; Serranidae. Gene Ontology annotation, biological process: lipid biosynthetic process. The record is from RefSeq and is a predicted model, not a curated record. The transcript has 7 exons. The coding region runs from base 157 to 921 and encodes 254 amino acids.
GCAGCUCCAUAAGUAAACCAUAGAAGAAAAUAACCAGGAAAUGUUGCACUUCAACAUGAGUUGUUUUCCAGAAAGAAAUUGAUGGAGCUGCCAGCAACAAACAGAUUGCAGCAGGUGUGACUCAGUACUGGAUCUUCACUCUUGUGUUGAAUUAAUAUGGAAAAGGUGAUCAGCUGCUUUAAGAAGAGUCCGGAUGCUGUGGCCAGGCUCGUCUGCUUCCCCUGGGCAGGUGGAGGCUCCAUGCACUAUGCACGCUGGGGAAACGUCCUCAGCAGCUCCAUAGAAGUGUUUGCUGUCAAGCUUCCAGGCAGAGAGAGUCGAGCAAAAGAGCCGUUCUUUCAGAGCAUGCAGCAGAUCGUGGACGAGGUGAUCGGUGUGUUGUUACCGGCGCUGAAAGAGAAGCCGUUUGCUCUGUUUGGACACAGUUUCGGUGCAUUCACCAGUUUCGCCGUGGCCGAUGCUCUGAAGAGACAGCACAACCUGGAACCGGUUCACAUCUUCCUCUCUGGUGCCUCUGCACCUUAUUCAGAGACGCGUAUCAAAGCCCCAAAGAGAAGCGAGUUAUCUGACGACGAUUUUCUCAAGUGGAUGAUUUCGAUCGGAGGAACUCCUCCAGAGCUGCUGGCGAACCCUGAGGUCCUGAAGCUCUUCCUUCCUGCGCUGAAGGCCGACCUGCACGUUGUGGAGAACUACAGGUGCAACCAGCCAGACAGUCCGCUCCUCUCCUGCCCCGUCACGUGUUUUGAUGGAAAGGAGGACAUUCCUCACGACUUACAAGCUUGGAAAAGCAUCACGUCAGGUGAUUUCACUGUCAGGAUGUUCGAUGGAUCUCAUUUCUACCUGAAGGAUUCUGGAAAUGAAAGGAUUAUAUUGGACUACAUCACAAAGCAGGUGGAAACAUCAGAAAUGGACUAUUUAUAAUGAAAUCACUGUUUAUAUUGUAUCUAAUGACUUAAAUGUUGUUUUUUUACUAAUUCAUUGUGAUGGAAAUAAAUUCUCAAUAUAUUUCAUGCAUUAAAAA